CACGUUCGAUUGGAAAUUUUAAUCGGGGACGCGUACGUGCGCGCACCCGUAUUCUUUGUGUGGCAGCAUAGAGAAGCGCCAAAAGAGUGACCAUGGCUGAUGAGAAACCAAAGGAAGCCGUCAAGACGGAAAACAAUGAACACAUAAACCUGAAGGUAGCGGGUCAGGAUGGAUCCGUGGUGCAGUUCAAGAUCAAACGACACACACCGCUCAUCAAACUCAUGAAGGCCUACUGCGAGAGGCAGGGAGUGUCGAUGAGGCAAAUCAGGUUCAGAUUCGAUGGACAACCAAUAAAUGAGACGGACACACCAUCACAGUUGGAGAUGGAAGACGAAGAUACAAUUGACGUGUUUCAACAACAGACGGGGGGCCUGAUUUAAUGGACCACAUUCUUCACCAUUUCCCUCCUCGACACAACCAACUCUCUCGGCCUGUGAUGCGCAGCGGCUGCUUCUUCGCAACAUGUCCCGUUGUCGUGUCAGAAUUCCUCUCAGAUGAACUUGUCAUUUCUCUGCCACACAUAACUGCUGUAUAGAAUUAUAAUUCUUACUCCCGUUUCAUUUCUGUUUUGUACAUAAACCACAUCCAUAUCGCGCUGAGUUCAGGUUUUGUUUGUUCAUGCUGUAUCGUGGUAAAUGUCAAUGACAUCCUCUCCCAGUAUGAACGGCUUGAUUCCAGGUUUGCAGACGAAUGGGACUGGUGAUGGAGUGAGGAUUAAUUAAACUAACUUUACUGUUCAAAUGUGGAUGGGCUAUGCUAGGUCAGGGUCCAGCAAAUCUGUUCUUACAGUGUUCUAUUUGGGCACCGGCUAUCACUUAGUGAACAUUAAUGUCCAGUUUGGGAAUGGGGCUGGAUUGUCAUUUGGUUUCUGUCCUCUUCAGAAAAACCACAUUUGAUUUUAUACAUUUUUAUAUAGUAGCUGAUGUGUAGAGAAAAGUUUUGAUUAAUCAUUUGACUUGGCCAAGCUUCAAGUCCUGGGAAGUCUGAAGAGAUGUUUCAGUUCAUAAACAUCUGUCUUGUCUGUUCAGAUGCCUGUUUAAAUAAAGCUUUUGUCUUUUUCCAAA
This is a messenger RNA of Limanda limanda (common dab), 1064 nucleotides long. Its product is annotated as small ubiquitin-related modifier 2-like. Gene Ontology annotation, molecular function: protein tag activity; ubiquitin-like protein ligase binding. The record is from RefSeq and is a predicted model, not a curated record. The coding region runs from base 93 to 380 and encodes 95 amino acids. Lineage: Eukaryota; Metazoa; Chordata; Actinopteri; Pleuronectiformes; Pleuronectidae. The transcript has 4 exons. Gene Ontology annotation, biological process: protein sumoylation. Gene Ontology annotation, cellular component: nucleus.